Messenger RNA from Trichoderma gamsii, 1851 nucleotides. RefSeq lists its product as hypothetical. Gene Ontology annotation, biological process: regulation of DNA-templated transcription. The coding region runs from base 1 to 1851 and encodes 616 amino acids. Lineage: Eukaryota; Fungi; Ascomycota; Sordariomycetes; Hypocreales; Hypocreaceae. Gene Ontology annotation, cellular component: nucleus. Gene Ontology annotation, molecular function: transcription cis-regulatory region binding; DNA-binding transcription factor activity, RNA polymerase II-specific. The record is from RefSeq and is a predicted model, not a curated record. The transcript is spliced from 5 exons.
AUGCAGCUGGAGUGCGUCAUUACGCCCACUCCGGCAUCUCGGCGGACCAAGUCCCAGCUGCAGAGAGAGCUCGAAGCCUUCAGAAGCCGCGCCGAGCGGCAGGAUCGGGAUGAGGGCAGUGGCAGCAGAUCGAAUAGCCCCACAGGGCAAUCCGGGGUCGAUGUUGAUGGAGCUUCGGCUUCGGCUUUUGUCCCUUUUAUGGUUGCAGACGCGGUUUCGGCUCCCUUAUUUGUUCCAGUUUUGACUCCAGCUUCAGAGGGUAUAGGUGCCGGUUUACAGGCCCAAGCAUCUCCCUCAAUAUCUACAAGAAGCAACAAUCUCCAAUCUUCUACAUCGCAAAAUCAGGCUAUCGAACCUCUGACUAUUUCUCAGCUAUUUGAUGGACAAGACGUCGCCGGCCGUAAAAUUCAAGACUGCUUCAACCUAUUCUUCAGUUUAUAUGCUCCAUUCCUUCCAAUAUUUAACAACGCUGUGAUCAGUCCAAACCAGUCCUUUGCACAGUCACCUUUCUUGUCGUGGGUUAUUGUCUAUAUAGGCAGCAGGCAUUAUGCUGGCGAUCCAACCUUGUUGGAGCGACUUGCCGCAAAGAUUAACUCAAUGGCAUUUGCAGCGCUAGAGAAACGCAACAACCCUAUGCAGACAAUACAAGGCAUAUUGCUGUUAUGCCAGUGGCCAACCCCGGUCGAUACCAUGCACAGAGGCAUCAGCCUUGUCCUAGCAGGCGCAGCCCUCCAUCUCGCCAUGGUAGUUGGGUUACAUGUCACAGGCGUCGGACAAGAUUUCGCCAGAACAAUACUCAAUCGCAAUAAAUUCGACAGAGAUAAUCGACGCAUGUUAUGGAGACAGUGUUGUAUAACUUGCUAUAUAAUUGGGCUUGCUGAAGGGAUCAUGCCAUCGGGCCUAAAUGAUGCACUCGAUUUACCGGUUCAAUCGGAAGGAGAUGACGGUGGGAGCGGCUGCGAGCUUGACUCUCCUCAAGAAACAAAAGUCCAUCUCAAAUUGUGCGAAAUCAUGAUUUGUGCAACUGAGGCCUUGAAAAAGGCGCACAGCGGAAGCGACUCCAAAAGUUCUUCGUCACUGCUCUCUUGCAUUAGUCUUUUUGAUACACAAUUAACAAAAGCCGCAUUGCAAGUGCAGACAACUGUUGAUUCCAUUUAUUACCAGUGCUAUCGCUUAUAUCUGCUCGCAUAUCACUUUCUUGUCGAUGCAGCCUCUCGAAAACCCGAAGGCUUCCUUUCUCUCUAUGUUGUUGCCUGCAAUCUCGUCAAUACCGUCUGUCAGCGGUCAGAAGCAGAAGAAAGCGUAGCGAAAAUUGCGCCUGCUUUCAUCCAGAAGACCAUUGUAUUAGCAUCUUGCACAAUCUUGAAGAUUCAUCGCAGUGAACUCGCGCCCCACUUAGAUCUCGAGGCAGGGGAGCAGGCCUAUUUUGCUUCUAUAGUCUUUUCACGCGAGGGAUCUAUACAAAACAACGAUCUAUGUGCCAGGGGUGCCACCAUAUUCAGCCAGCUAUGGAACAGUCAGAAGAUCUUCAGAGGUAAAGAUGGCAAAUUGGAUAGCUUGAGCAGCCGUAUAUCGAGUAGGCUAUCUACGAGUGUUGUCUUCGACUGCCUUUGGUGGUGGAGACAGGAGUUUGGUGGAUCAGGGAAUCCCUAUGAGAAUAGGCGACAAGCCCAAGUUACAUCUUCGAUGGCGAAUACCAACGACAUCUCUCUUGAACAGCGAGCAGCUGAUGCGACUAGUAGUGGCAACACUGACGCUCUAGAUGCCCAGCAGACAGCUCCGCUAACUGAUGAGCCAUUUGUUGACUUUGACUGGGAUAUAAGUCUGAACCUCAAUGAAUGGCCUUUAUGA